This is a messenger RNA of Hordeum vulgare subsp. vulgare (domesticated barley), 874 nucleotides long. RefSeq names its product BURP domain-containing protein 4-like. Lineage: Eukaryota; Viridiplantae; Streptophyta; Magnoliopsida; Poales; Poaceae. The record is from RefSeq and is a predicted model, not a curated record. The transcript has a single exon. The coding region runs from base 352 to 732 and encodes 126 amino acids.
GACGGCGUGUUCCCGAAACAGUGGUGCAUGCAACCGCCGGCCACAGCACCUCUCAGGUCCAAGAAAGGGAUCAUCUUCCUCAAGCGCGACCUCUUCGACGGCGCCGUGCUGCCCGCAGACACGAAGCUCGGGCACGCCACGGCGACCAGCGCAGUCUCCAGCACCAACCACGCGCCGCCGCCGUUCGACUACGGCAGCCUCCGGGACAUACUGGCUUACUAAAACAUAGCGCCAGGCUCGGGGCAGGCCCGGCAGGUCGCCAGCACGCUCCGGCUCUGCGGCCGCAGCGAGGCACGAGGCGGCGACCAGCCGGAAAAGCCGCACGUCUGCGCCACCACGGAGCGAGCGGCCAUGGAGUUCGCCGUGGCCGCCCUGGGAGCGACGACGGUGGAGCCGCUCAGGACGGUCGUGCACGGGCGCGAGGAGCCCCGAAGGUACGUGGUGGCGCCAGGCGGCGUCGCCAGCGUCGGCGGCGCGGUGGUGCCGUGCCACCCGCUGCCGUACCCGGCGGACGUGUUGUACUGCCACCGGCCAAGGAACGUGCGGGCCGUGCGCGUGGAGCUGGUCGGGCAGGACGACCCUUCGCUGGGCGCGACGGCGGUCGCCGUCUGCCACGAGGACACCUCCGGCUGGGACGCCGAGUACUUCGCCAUGCUCAACGGGUCCCGUGGCGAGCCGAUCUGCCACUACAUGCCGAAGAAGUUUGUGCUGUGGGUAGCCGGUGAAAUCUAGCUUGCUUAACAUAUUGGUGAAGUAUGAAUCUCCACCUAAGCUAAUGGUCACUAUAUAUAUCUAUGUACGGUAGGAACUGCACGCACGAAUUUAUUACUCCUUCUGUACCACAAUACUUAUCGUUGAAGAAAACUAGUCUAAU